Melitaea cinxia (Glanville fritillary) is the source of this 3863-nucleotide messenger RNA. RefSeq names its product coronin-7 (gene pod1). The transcript has 22 exons. The record is from RefSeq and is a predicted model, not a curated record. NCBI's taxonomy places the organism in Eukaryota, Metazoa, Arthropoda, Insecta, Lepidoptera, Nymphalidae. Bases 82 to 3777 code for a protein of 1231 amino acids. Gene Ontology annotation, molecular function: protein binding.
UUUCAGAUAUCUUCUCAGCCUCUAAGGAGGCUCAGCUACAUUCCAUAUUAAAGACUGAUAACUUUAUAAAAUUGGCUCAAAAUGGCCUGGCGUUUUAAAGCCUCUAAGUAUAAAAAUGCAGCCCCCAUCGUACCAAAGCCCGAAGCCUGUAUACGGGAUAUUUGCGUUGGAUCAUAUCAGACAUAUGGGAACAAUAUAUGUGCAUCGGCUGCUUUUAUGGCGUUUAACUGGGAACAUGUAGGAUCCAGUAUGGCAGUUCUGCCGCUCGAUGAUUGUGGAAGGAAGAGCAAAACAAUGCCUUUGUUGCACGCGCACUCCGACACUAUCACUGAUAUGGAGUUUUCGCCAUUCCACGAUGGUUUGCUGCUAACUGGCUCUCAGGAUUCAUUGGUAAAAGUCUGGCAUAUACCUCAAGAAGGUUUAAAGGAAUCUCUGUCAACUCCUGAAUGUACGUUAUCGCAGAAGCAACGCAGAGUUGAGAAUGUGGGCUUUCAUCCGGUAGCCGAUGGGUUGAUUCAUGUUGCGUCUGGACACGAUUUCGCUUUGUGGGAUUUGACCACGCAGAAAGAGGCCUUUGUAAAUAAGGAUCACGGAGAAGUAAUUCAGUCGACAUCUUGGAAGAAAGAUGGCAAGCUUGUGGCUACGUCCUGCAAGGAUAAGAAGGUUCGAAUCUUGGACCCAAGAGUUGAGAGUCCAGUGCUUGGAGUUGCUAACAGUCAUCAAAACAUUAAGGAUAGCCGGCUGGUAUGGCUUGGAGAUACCGACAGAAUCCUUACCACUGGUUUUGACUCGGCUCGCCUACGUCAAAUAAUGAUCCGUGAUAUUCGCAACCUGUCCCAAACUCAGAAGACCUUAGAAUUGGAUUGCUCCACCGGUGUCCUGAUGCCUCUCUUCGACCCGGACACUAAUAUGCUAUUUUUGGCCGGCAAGGGAGACACAACGAUACUUUAUAUGGAGCUGAGUGAUAGGGAGCCUUAUCUCAUUGAGGGGUUGAGGCAUUCUGGUGAACAAACAAAGGGCGCGUGCUUAGUGCCUAAACGUGCUCUCCGAGUGAUGGAAGGGGAAGUGAACCGUGUGCUGCAGUUGACCGGAUCCUCUGUCGUGCCUAUUAUGUAUCAAGUGCCGAGGAAGAGCUACCGCGAGUACCACGCGGACCUGUACCCGGACACGCGCGGCGCCGUCACGUUCCUGAGCGCGCCCAUGUGGCUGCAGCACCAGGACUGCGCCGUGCCCAGCGUGUCGCUGCACCCCGCCGAGCGCGCCGCACAGGUACAUAGAGGAAACCUCGAAGAAUUGGUCAAAGCAAUAUUAGCAAUGCCGGUGCCAAAGAAAAAUGAUCAAAAACCGAUCGUAACCCAGAAAGUUGAGGAACCAGUGAAGCAAACCCAAAAACAAGUGCAGCAAGAACAAACAGACGAAGAUAGACUAGACUUUGUGAAUGUUAAAGAUCUCAUCAAGGGUAUGGAGAAACAGAAACCAGAACCAAGAGAGUAUUCAAAGGAAACAAACGGUUUCCAGAAGAAAAUUACAGAUAACGGUCACGAUUAUGAGAAAAAACUCGAAGAUGAAGAUUUACAAAAGCCUGAGGAAGAUGAGAAGACAAUCAGAUCGGACAAAUCCCUUGAAAAGACCGAAAGUUCAGAUUCAUCAGAGUCUCUAUCGAGGAGCAAUAGUUAUGUUAAUGGUGUUCCAGUUCAAGUGCCCAAACCUUUGCCUAGGUCAUCUAUAUCUGAAGCGGGUUCGUCUGAUGACCAGGUUUCCGAAGCUCCCAAACCUAAGCCUAGGACUACAGCGAUUCCUGUUUCUGGUUAUAAGCCUCGUUUAGGACCAAAGCCGUUCUCAGCGUCAGCGGGUAGUGAAGAGUUCUCAUUUGACAAAGUGUUCUCCGUGCCAGUUGUGCCAGGACUUACUAAGUCUGACUCGGGAUCAUCCCCCGUCACAUCUGAAGCUCGUCCCGUUAAAGAUGAAGAGAAAGAGAAAUCACUUUCGCCGACUAGCGAUGUCGAAGUCGCUCCUAACAAAGAAGAAUAUACAAAUGGAAAGUCAGACACGAGCCUGGAGGAGGAAGUCAAUUCUUCGGACUCGGGAUACAGACCGAAGACACCGAGCACUGCUGACAGGAGAAAGAUGUUUGAGGCCACUGAGUGCGGCGCCGGCCAGUCCAUCGCGGCGCGGCGGCGCGCGUACGAGGCGCGCUCGGCCAGCGCGGCGCCCGAGCACGACGCGCCGCCCUCGCCCGCGCCGCUCAGGCGACGAGACUCUUUGAAAUCUCGUAAAAGCCCCGAUCGCGAAGAAAAACGAUCAUCUGUACCCAAUGUUACGACAAAGAGAACAUCUACAGUAUUUGGCAAAGUCUCCAAGUUCCGACACUUGAAGGGUACGCCAGGACACAAAUCCACCCACGUUGAAAAUAUUAAGAACAUUAGCAGGCAAAUCUCUGGAGAGUGCAAUGGCUUUUAUGGCAACGGCGUGCGCUGCGCCGUGCCGGUGGGCGGCGGCGGCGGCGGCGGGCGGCUGGGCGUGGUGGAGCUGCCGCGCGGCAGCACGAGCGCGGCGCGCGCGCCGCCGCACCACCCCGCCGCGCUGCACCCGCCCGCGCUGCUGCACGCGCAGCCGCUGGCCGACUGGGCCUUCGACCCCUUCGCCGAGCGCCGCCUGCUCGUGGCCUGCGACGACGGCUGCGUGCGCGAGUGGCUGCUGCCCGACGACGGCCUCCAAGAAUCGACGAACGAGCCCAACCGUACAUUCUCCGCUCACCCCGACAAGAUAUACAUCAUACGUUUCCACCCGACCGCUUCUGACCUCCUAACGACAGCCGCUCACGACCUAACUAUCAAGAUCUGGGAUCUCAGCCAAGAAACACCGACAGCGGAGAUCACGUUGACUGGUCACACUGAACAGAUAUUCGCACUCGAUUGGUCGACUUGUGGGGAAUAUCUAGCUACUGUUUGUAAGGAUGGAUACGUACGGAUAUUCAAGCCUCGCUCCUCAGCAGAGCCGUUGAGACGCGGUCCGGGCCCGGUCGGUAGUCGCGGAGCUCGCAUAGUGUGGGCGUUACACGACACACACCUCGUGCUCACCGGCUUCGAUAAGGUGUCAGAGCGUCAGAUACUUUUGUACAACGCGAGCGACUUAUCAACACCGGUUUGCACUGUUGGACUUGACGUAUCACCCGCUAUUCUGCAUAUUCACAUCGAUCACGACUCCAACACGCUCUUCCUGACUGGUCGGGGUGAUUCCACAAUAUACUGCUACGAAGUGACUAGCGAGGCGCCGUACUUGUGCGCGUUGUCGCACCACCGCUGCGCUACCUUGCAUCAAGGAAUCGUAUUCCUGCAGAAGAAUUUGUUAGCCGUUGAAAAGGUGGAGUUUGCGAGAGCGUUAAGGUUGACGAAUGGUACCAUCGAGCCGUUAUCUUUCACCGUUCCAAGAAUAAAGAGCGAGCUGUUCCAAGACGACCUGUUCCCGCCCACGCUGGUGACGUGGAGCCCGUGGCAGAGCGCGCGCUCCUGGCUCGCGGGCGAGCGCGUGGCGCCGCGCACCGCCAGCCUGCAGCCGCCCGGCAUGGAGUCGCUGUCGAGUCAACAAGCCACGGCGCCAGCCAAAGAAAAGCCCCCGCAGAAACCAAAGCCGGACCUCAUCAAGUCACACGUACCCAUGGAUCCCAAGGAGAAACAAGAUAGCAUAAUGAAAGCAAUGAGCGCUAAAGUGACAAUGAAUCUCAAGCUGGAACAGGACAGCAUGGAGGGGGUCGACGAGUCUGAAUGGGACCAAUGAACACCCUACAUUCAGCGAGACCGAAUGAAUGGAAACAUAUGAAUUAUUCACUGAAUGUAUUUGAAUUAUAAUAUUCUUAAACCAUA